UGCUGAUAACAAACUUCUCCCUAAACGUUCUUCCCCCUCCUAUCCCCUUCCUCUUUCAUUGUUUGCAUUUUAUUUUCCGCAGUAGUUCAAGUUCUCCUAACAGGUGCAUUAAAAGAUAUGCGAGGCGAAUAUUACUUUUUAACAUUUUAAUUUUGAAACCUUAAGAUGGCUGAUAAUGAUGGAAUCAGACGAUUAUUUAAUACCGUUCUCCAUGAAGAAAUUCGAUAUCAUCAGCUUAAUCACGACAGAAUCCGAAAUGGAAUUCAAAACAUGAAAGAGGUUUACAAACCCAAUCCUACGAGUUUGUCUUCUGAUUCUGUGGAUGUCGCCGAUUAUAAUGAUCCUGCCCAUAGAUGUGCUUAUUUACAUAAAUAUGCCCCGUUACAUACAGCUCUUGUAAGCGAUAUGCUUGGCAAAUCGAUGCAACAAGUGAAAUUUAUAUUACAGGAAAUAAUAUUAGAUACGGGGCGUAUAGAAAUUUGUAGUUUAGGUGGAGGACCCGGAAGUGAUAUACUUGGUGUGAUAUCUGUUUUAUCUGAAGAGUUAGGAUUUUUUCAGCUGAAAGCCACAAUUAUUGAUUAUAUGGAUAAAUGGAAAUACACAUUUGGUGCUAUAAUUAGGGAAUUACGUUGUGAGAAUUAUGGAUUAAUAAGUGAAUUUGUUCAGCCUCAAUAUUUCAGUUGGAAUUACAUAGGGCAUAAUUUAUUAGGAAAAAUGUCCAAUGAUGUAAAUAAGGCCAUCCACAGAGCAAACUUGAUUACUAUGGUUAAAUUUGUGUCAGCUGCUGCCUGUAAAGAUACUGCUGAAAUGGUUAAGAAAAUAUUUAGAUCUCUCAAGCCUGGAGCUUUAGUUCUGUUCAUCGAUAACGAUGCUGGAGGAUUUUACAAAGUUGUGGUUAAAGGCGCCCAAGACUGCGAUAUGGUAACAGUAUUCGGACCUCUUAUUCACGAACGUUAUACAAACGUAACCUUUAACGUUCAGAGAUUCGGUUAUACACCCUGUUUAGAGACAACAGUCACAGUCCACAUGUGGAUGAAACCGAAUUAUAAUAGACCCGACAUUUUGUCUGCUGCUAAUCUGGGAAAUAUCACCAACAACUUAAGUCAAUAUAAUAUUUCAAAUACUAAUGUUUAUGUACAUGAGAGUAAUAAUUUUAACGUCCCACAUAAUAAUCCGCGCCGUAAUCAAAGGCGACAAAAUACUGGAAAUCGAUCAUCCUGCUUACCUGUUCAAAGACAACCUCAAUAUAAUAGAUUGCACGAUGAUACUUCUGAUGGCGGAUAUGAAAACGUAAAUGAGGAGGAGAAUGAUAUUGAUUGUAAUAAUUGCUGUGUUAUUUCGUAAUUUUCAGACGAACUACUCAUUUUAUGUAAAUCGGUUUUUAAAUAUAAAUUUUUAGUAUUUUUGUCAAUAAUGGAUUUACAUUAGAGGUCGUAACUUAAUAUGGUAUGUUAAGUGAGGGGGGAAAAAACUAUUAGAAUCUAUCAACUUACUACUUUGAAGACGAGGCGGAAAACUUCAAAACCUGUUUAAUUGCAGGGGGAAGUAAAGAAGAGGUGAUUAUAAGAAAUACGUAGUUGUUUCAAGUUUUGAUGUUUUUCAACCCUCUUUCCUCAUUAGUGGUUUGAUAGACUUUUUUUAUCCCCACUUUUGACUUAAUGUGCAUAGUAUACUUCUUUUACUCGAUUUUUGUCAAGGAUUUUAAAAAUAUAUAUUUAAAGGGUAGUGAUUGUAAAACAUUCUAUAUAGGAUGUAUUUUUCUUUUCUUUUUUCAAUGAAACUUUCUAUUUUGUAUUUUUGCUACCAUAAAUACUUAAUUUGUCAAUAUGUUAAAUCGUAAAAUUAUUUGACGGCUGUGCAUUUAUUUUGGUAUGCUUGUAAAAGAUUUUAUAAAAACAUAUUUUUAUUCUAAUUUUUGUAUAUGUAUAAAGAAGCAUGUUUGAAAAUCUUAACAAAAUAAGUAAAAAAUAGUUAGAUACGACUGAAACGACUAGAGUUUUGCACUGAAAUAAAAGAGCAUCACGAUGGAUUU
Parasteatoda tepidariorum (common house spider) is the source of this 2032-nucleotide messenger RNA. RefSeq lists its product as uncharacterized. The record is from RefSeq and is a predicted model, not a curated record. Lineage: Eukaryota; Metazoa; Arthropoda; Arachnida; Araneae; Theridiidae.